UUUCGCCUCUGCCUGCGAACAAGUUCGGCGAAUUCCCGAAGCCGCAUGGCAGAACCGGAAAAGGGGCGACCCAAAUACGAGAGGCGUUGGCAAGGCCGCCCAAAUGUCGAGCGCACCAAGCCGGAGAUCCGCAAGGAGCAGCGACAACCACCAAUAACACAGCGCAAUGACGAGAAAUUCCAGCAAAGAGAGAGUUAUCCCUUGGAAGUCCAAAAGUCUUCAGAUAAGCAGGAAUCUCUGCCUGACGUUAUAGUAGCGGGCCAGUAUCGCCUACUGGGCCUGCUCGGAAAAGGUUCCUUUGGGGAACUCUUCCAGGCCGAGUGCCUCAUUGACGGCGAGAUGGUGGCCGUAAAGGUGGAGAAAGCUAAGGGUAAACAUCAACAGCUGCCUCGAGAGGCCAAGAUCUAUGAGAUCCUGCGUGGCGGGGUGGGAAUUCCCGAUGUACGGCAAUUCGCCACCGAAGGGGGGUACAAUCUUAUGGUGAUGGAUCUGCUGGGUCCUACUCUAGAGGACCUUCUACAUACCUGCGGGCACUCAUUCAGCUUAAAAACCACUCUAAUGCUGGCCGAUCAGAUCCUGACCCGCGUGGAGUUCAUCCACCGCAAGUGUUUCAUUCAUCGCGACAUCAAACCAGACAAUUUUCUCAUGGGCCGAGGUCCCCACAUCUGCCAGGUGUUCAUGAUCGACUUCGGUCUGGCCAAGAAGUUCUACAGCAUGCGCUCCGAGACGCACAUCGGCUACAAUGAGGAUCGCAGUCUUGUGGGCACGGCUCGAUAUGCCAGUAUACGGGCCCAUUACGCAGAGCAGAGCCGUCGGGAUGAUCUGGAGGCCGUGGGCUAUCUGCUCCUCUACUUUCAGCGGGGUCGUCUGCCCUGGCAGGGAAUCCGGGCCCAGUCGAUGAAGCAGAAGUACGAGAAGAUAGCCGAGUACAAGGCCAAGCUGUCAGUCGAAGCCCUGUGCUCCGAAGUGCCCGUUCAGUUCUACCUGUACGUAAAAUACUGCCGGAAGCUGCAUUUCGCCGAAAAGCCAGACUACAUUUAUUUGCGCACGCUUUUCAAGGUGCUUUUCCGGAACAAGUUGAUGUCGCUGGAUAACAUGUACGACUGGGUGCUUAUCCACAAGCGGAAUCUGAAGGAGAAACGAGCACGUCAAAAGAUCAAGGAGAGGCUAAGCGAUGGGGACAAAGAUCGCAAGAAGGAUAAACCUGUAGAGAGGGAAAGGAACCCAGAAAAGUCCUGCACCCAAGAAGCUGCUACCCAAAAGGAAAUUAACAAGGAAUGCUACUUCAUCCAUUACCUUCCCGACGGGGGGGAUCACGAUCGGAAUCAAAGUAAAGAGCUGCAGACUGCGCAGAUUAAUGUUGGGGAUCCGAAGGACUCCCACCAUAUGCCACGCCGCAUUUGAUAUUUUCACUUUUUGCAAAUAUUCCUUCGUGUUAAUUAACUGCCUAGCAACUAUACGAGUAUUUAGCAUAACUCAACCGUUUACCCAUCUCAGCCUCUUUGUUCGGCAAAUCGCGGCUUGGGCAAUUGGCAGGAGCUGCCUCGGUGCAGAGAAGCCAACUGGCAACUUCGCAAACAAUGGGGCGAAACUUUGUGGGGAGUUCGUUACGGAGAAAUCGAUACCCUGCCAGCUCGAAUGGAGUCAAAGAUAAAGAAUGUUAACAGCAUAAUCUUCAAAAAGAUUAAAAAAUAUAUUCGAUAGUUUAUCCAUUCGGGUUGGAUUAAAUUAUUUUAUUAAUUUUUUGAAAUUUU
Molecule: messenger RNA, 1754 nt
Organism: Drosophila eugracilis
Lineage: Eukaryota; Metazoa; Arthropoda; Insecta; Diptera; Drosophilidae
Product: casein kinase I
Exons: 1
Coding region: 46-1404 (452 amino acids)
Biological process (GO): signal transduction; peptidyl-serine phosphorylation; endocytosis
Cellular component (GO): cytoplasm; nucleus
Molecular function (GO): protein serine/threonine kinase activity; ATP binding
Source: RefSeq, a predicted model, not a curated record